Messenger RNA from Volvox carteri f. nagariensis, 633 nucleotides. RefSeq lists its product as uncharacterized. NCBI's taxonomy places the organism in Eukaryota, Viridiplantae, Chlorophyta, Chlorophyceae, Chlamydomonadales, Volvocaceae. The transcript has 3 exons. The annotation marks the transcript as partial. The record is from RefSeq and is a predicted model, not a curated record.
GCUCGUGUCAAGGAGGCCAAGGACGAGUUACGCCGCCUGAAAGCCGAACAGCUAGCCGCCCAGUGCGACACCGCCCGACGACUCUUAGAAGGACAAUCCUUUCCUCGCUUUGUCGUACUCAACCUCGCGGCCGGCGGAAGCACCGCCGGCGGCGGCGGCCGCGGCGGCGGCCGCGGAAGCCGCGGUGGCGGCGCCGACGGCCGGCCCGUACUCAUGCCGGCGCUGCUGGUUGGCGAGACUGAGCCACCGCGGGAAGCGGCGGCGGGGGGUUCAGGGAAGGAGCCACCGCCGCCGUUGCCGUACUACGCCUGCCUGGCGGCGGACAACCGCUUGAUGCGCGCCAGUGUGUCUUGUAUUGCCGGGGUGUUGUGUGGCCCCGAGGGGCUGGCCAGUGAGGAGGACUCCAGCAAAGUGUGGGCGGCGGUGAAGGCGGUCCUUGCCGCCCGGCAGGCAGUCAAGGCCGCCAUCUCGGAGCUGGAGGUGCAGCGGAGGAUAGCCACCAGCGGGGGCCGGGGGCAGGACGGAUGGCUGGAGAAGAUGGCCCGAGCGAAGCGGCUGUUGAAGAAGGCGGAGAAGCUGCGGGCCGAAUGCCUGUCCAGCGGUAAAUUGGAAAGCACGUGGAAGACCUUCCAG